AUGGGAGGGACGUCUACGAAGGAGUCACUUUUGUACUUCAUGGAUGUGGCGCGUGGUGUUUCCCCUCCGGAUGAGAAGGACUUUUCCAGCCACUUGGGACGCUGUAGGAAGGAGCUCUGUUCGGGUGCUGAACUCUACAGGACGUUAUUACCAAUUAUGCAGACCUUAAUGCCUGCCAAUGCCCAAGCAUCUCAGGUUCAGUGGGUUGUGAGGUUCUGCUUAAAACAAGUUGAACAUGCUUCCUGUAACUACAGUCAAGGCGUUAGUGACAUCUUUCUUACCACAGUACGUGCUGUGCAGUUUGUGGUGCGUCACGCAUGCGAAACUUCCCGUGGGGAUGCCUCCCGCUUGCUGUGGACAAUCGGUGAAGAUCUAGGGGAGAGUGUACAUGGUGCCUUGCGGGUCAGCACCACUGGUGAUAGUGACACUGUAUUCAUGAAUAGGUGGCUGUCCACCGGUAUAGGUAAGCUGUGUAUUGCGCUGGAAAAGUUUAUUGUUUUUGUGCCUUUGACGGUGUCGACAGUGGAGGCACAUGGUGAGGUCGUAAGCCUUCUUCUUUGCAUGUGCUCUACUGCACUUUAUCAUUCGACUGCGUGCGACACGAACUUUACAGACCCCUUUACAAGACUUAUUUUGGCGUCAGGCGACCUACAUGCGCUUGUGCUGGUGCUGCUGCAACGACUUAUGGACUGGGGUGAAGGUCGGCUCCCAAAGACACCAGUGUUAUACCGCUGUGCCCAGUAUUCGUCGUUGUGGACGCUUUACAAUAUGUUCGCUGGUGGGACUGAAAAUGAAUCUAUCACCUGCGGGAAUCACCUUGGGCGGCACUGCGCACAGCUGUUGUCCGUUCUUGUAUCGUAUGGGAAAGGCUACAGACCGAAUGAGGCACUACAUUACAUCGCAAGCUUAGGGGACUCCUCCCAGAUUCAGGUCAAGGCCCUGUUAGUAACGUUUAACCGUCACGUAUUGCGAUGCCCUGCCCUUUGCAUUUUGCUGUACACCCUACUUCACGAUAAUCCGACAUUUAUCCACACCGUCAUGACUGCCUACCCUGAUGAAUUUUUGGGGGUUAUUCAGGGAGUGCUUCGUCUGAGCUAUACGGCGUCAUCAGAGGCUUGGGCUUCCGGUUUUAAUUCAAGUGAUGAUGAUAUAGAUGGUGGCCAAUGCGCCAUUCCUAUCGUUGAAGAUGCGAUUACACCUGAAGCUGUUGCCAGUAUUGUGCGUAGGAUGACAGCAUUUUCUUACCCGUUUAUCAGCUUCAUGACGGGAACAUUGGUGCUCGUGUGUUCGCAAGAUCAAGUAAUUAACAAGCGUAUGAGUAAUACCAUAGCUGAGACCACAUUCAAGGUUGGCCGUCUGGUAGGUAGGUGCCCGGUGAUUGCCGUUUGCAUUGUGAUCAUCGUACACAGCAUUGCCAGAGCGCUAAACGACGGAAACGAAGCACUGGCGGCUGUUUUUAUUCCAUGUCUAGCGAACUUUGCCCCAUUCGUUCAUGAUAUUGACGUGUACACUUCUCAGCGUUUGGUCGGGUUGCUUUUGUUAACGUUGCGGAAGGUACAGCGGACUGCGGAACAUGCGCGCUCCGGGGCAGGAGAUUGUUUGGGCACGUUAGAAGGUACAACUCCGGCUGGGGGUUGCAGUAGCGCUGAUACAUCAAUUCAAAUGUUUCUUCGUCAACUUCUUGCAUUAACGGAGGCGGUUGGAGGGCUGUUGCAAGGUGAUUGCCGAAACAAUUAUUCCUUCAUAUACGAACUGGUCUACCAACGCUCUCACUUGGAGGAAGGGGCGAAAUUGCUGAGCACAGUUAGUUGUCAUAGCUCUGAAGCCCAAACGGCUCUCCAGUCACUUCUUAGCGUUGCGAAAUUCUACGAUGAAGAAAUAGCAAACUCUACCGCGACCGACUCGUACGGCGGCGCAUUGGCCGUCAUUCGGCAGGUGUCCCAAAACAAAGUUGUACCGACGGGGCCCUCGUCGCGGUUAUCCGUGCGAACGGGAACAUAUGCGGCAACCGCAAGCGCAGAUGUUGAAUACUGCACCUCCCUGGAGAUGGGCGAAAUUCCUUUUCUGUAUGAAGAGUCGACGUGCAGCUAUGAUUUCUUUGGGCCCUUCCUGUGGUCCACACUGUUGAGUGAUGCUGCGUAUCCAGGAGGCAUAUUGUGGGCGACGGAUCUGUCUACGUUGGGGAUAUUCCCUCACUAA
This is a messenger RNA of Trypanosoma brucei brucei TREU927, 2199 nucleotides long. RefSeq lists its product as hypothetical. NCBI's taxonomy places the organism in Eukaryota, Euglenozoa, Kinetoplastea, Trypanosomatida, Trypanosomatidae. Gene Ontology annotation, cellular component: Golgi apparatus. The transcript has a single exon. Gene Ontology annotation, biological process: Golgi organization. Bases 1 to 2199 code for a protein of 732 amino acids. The record is from RefSeq and is a predicted model, not a curated record.